Messenger RNA from Monomorium pharaonis (pharaoh ant), 10333 nucleotides. RefSeq lists its product as uncharacterized. The record is from RefSeq and is a predicted model, not a curated record. Gene Ontology annotation, biological process: cell-cell adhesion. Bases 7129 to 9603 code for a protein of 824 amino acids. Gene Ontology annotation, cellular component: cell-cell junction. Gene Ontology annotation, molecular function: cell adhesion molecule binding. The transcript is spliced from 11 exons. Lineage: Eukaryota; Metazoa; Arthropoda; Insecta; Hymenoptera; Formicidae.
AUCGUUUUUCUUAUAAAUUUAAAUUGAGUAAUAAUAUUGCAGUAAUAUUAACAGAGCUGUCAGAAGAUACAUUGUUAUUGAAAAAAAUUAUAGAUUUUAUACAACUAUCAUCAAAAUAGUGACACCGAUGUUUUCAAUCAGCGAAAAUCCAACAUUUCAUGUCGCACCGAUAGAUUCCAUUUUCCCUCUUCGAACGUAGGGCAACGGAUCACACUCGAGAGUUUCCUCAAGUUAAUCUUCGGGCUUUGCGAACGAGUUUCUCUCGAGGGAUUGAACAUGAUUCACUGCUCGAAAGAGAGCGAGAGCGCGGGUACGUACUGAGUACACACGACCGCCUGUAAUCAAUAAACGCGAAUUCUUUAAUUCGGAUCGGAUCUAUCGGUGUACACUUGACGAGCGCCACAGCGCUCUCGGUGACUUGCGCUAAUGCCGAAGGCAGCCGAGCAUAGAGCCGCUUUGAAAGUGAGAUUAAUCGUGCGAGACCUAUCCUUACGUCUGAGUCAUAAGGAUCUCGCAAUUAUAACGUCAUAAUUGAAUUACAAGGAUGGUGGCCGCGGAGGGCGCAACCCGUGACCGCGCGUACGCCGAAAGCGCGACUUAUCAUUCGUUCCGGCUCCGGUUUCGGGAACGCUCCGCUUCUUUCUCAAAUUCUAUUGAGAAAUUAUUUAAACGUAACGUAAACAUUUUAUAUUUUUCAGGAAAUAAACUCUUCUAAUAUUGAUUUAUUAAAUGUAUUAAAUCAGACAUAUUAAAAAUUAUAAAUUUGCAACUCGAUAAUCACAAGCGAUAAUUCAGACGUAACAAAUGAUAAUUCUAUAAAAUAUCGUUAAUCUUUAUUAUACCUAAUUGAUAGAGAAGUGUUUUGUUUAUACAUUGUUAUAUAAUUGUUGUGCAUAUAUGUUACAUAUUGUGUGACAUAUACAGUAACCAACUUUCUACAAUAUCUCUUUGUUCAAUUUUAAUUACAUUUUCAUAUCGUACAUCAAUAAAUCGUUUUUUUACCUUUUGUAAAUGUUGAAUUUUUAUCGAUGUGUAAUUUUGCACGCGUGCAGUGUUAGUUUCUAAUUCGCGUGAAUUGUUUGCCACGAACUGCUUCUCCGACGGAAGACACGAGUCAAAUUCUUAGGAUCGUGAAGCCGUGUUCCUGACGGCUGUUUUUUUUUUUCUUCUUUUUACGUUACGUUACGCAAUCACGCGCGGAAUUAAACAAAGAGACAACGCGCGUGCAGGCGAAACGGGUUUACGCGUGCGGAUUCUAACAAGCGAGAUGACCAUACGGACGCCGCGAGAUUAUAAAGGCACCUCUGCAAUUUGCCAAUUAUGACAGAGCGAAAGGUGACAUUAAAGAUGACUUUAAUUGAGCCGCGUAUGCCGGUGCCGAGUGAUUCCCCUGGCUCAACCCUGGAACUUCGUGCGUUCUCGCGCACGUUGCAUACGUUGCGAUUGCGCAAUCCGCCCGGAAAUACUUGAUUGGCGCUUAAUUAUUGGCAUUGUUAUCGCCAGUGGCAACAUAACGGUCGUGAAAAUGUGGCGAAAAAUUCUAUCUUGAUUUUCCACGGUGUGUAAGGUGUUUCGUUCGCGUUCAAGGUGUAAUAAGGUGUUUUUGCUCGUAAAAUCGUGUCGUUACGAUGCGGUUAUCUCGAGCAGAAUGGCUCGGCAAAUAAUAUUUGUUCUCGCGGUACGGCGGCUUUUGUACAGGUAGCGAUAAAACACUUGCAGAAGAAGCCGCGCUCCAACUCAUCGUCUAAUAAUGCGUCAUUAUCGUGCCGCGAAGAAAUACGAUCUUACGUAUACGAUCUUACGGACUCGACAGCUUUAUAGGAAUAAAUAUCUUGUCAAUUCGCGAAUAAAUGACAACGAAUAAUUAUUACUCAUUGGAUUACAACUCGAGCUUCUUUUCUAUACCCGCGUCUCGUUAAUUCGAUGAAGGAUGUGAAAUUGAAUUAAAUGUAAAAAUGAUGUAUUGCCCCAAACUACAAAAUUAUGAUUUUUUUUAAUCAUUAUAGCUACAAAAUCGUAUAUUUAUUGUAUAUUCUAUAUGAUCUUAAAUAAUUUUAAACGUAAUCUUUGUGUUCGAAAGUAAAUCUUUUGAAGAAGAAAAAAGAAACAGUGAACUUAUUGAUUUAAAAGAGAGCCAUUCAAAUGCGGAAAUUUUCUUUUCUGCUGUAACCGCAAGAAACUUUACGAUAGAAUUAUCGUGAUUUGUUGUAAGUUGUUUGCGGAACUUUCGUAUUUAUAUGAUCCUCUUGCAAAUCGAUAAGAUUAAGCUUCUUGUCAGCCUAUUGCAGAAAAUCGUUUUUACAAUGCUCUGUGUAUUGUAAAAAUUCGAUAUUUUCUGCAAUUGUCUAUUUAAUUCUAUUUAAUUAUAUCAUAAUAAAAUUGAAUCGAGUGAGGUAUCAUUUUAAGUAUUACGAUCAAUCGAGUAUUACAUCAAGUGCAGAUUCACUUGCGCUAUAAACAGAGCUGCUUAUCAACGGCGGCAUUUCAUUUGAAAGAUUAAUCUGCAACAAUUCGGUUUGUCAAUGUUUGUCCGUGUUUGCGGGAUGCUAAACGGCGAAUCGUUAAAGAGCGGGUUAAAAUGGUACACGAUGGUACGCGCUACGAAGGGUUUGGCCCGCAUAAUUACCAACGACGAUCGAUACUCCCGGGGUACCUUAUCACGGUCAUUGUAUACGAUGCUCCGCUGAUGGCAACGUGAAUACGCGGCACCUUCCGUCCCGUUUUGAAAUAAAACAAUCCGAAUAAUAGCGCAAAAGUAGCUGCGUUAUUACUAACGCGACGCACCAAUGAGAUAUGUCAUGAUUACACCUUCCUUGUUUAUACAUGACGAACGAUUACGUGGAAUUAGAAAUAUUCAUGUUCCGGGUCGAGUAUCCGCUGGACGAUUAACAAGCACAAGCUUAUUGUUUUUUCCACUCCGGCGAUUAGCUUCUCCGUCAGCCUUCGGGUUGCACAAAUUAUGCCACUUAUCGUUAUUAUCAAUAUAUUUAUGGACCUCGUGUUAAAAAUAAAUGUAUCUUUUUUUAAACGUUUGAACCGAUAUUUUUUUUUAAUAAUUUAUAGAAUAUUCCUUAUGGAGGGAAAAUUGUUAGAAAAGAAAAUAUUCUUGCCUUUUUUAAAUUCAAAUUGUUAGUCCGUGCAAUAUACGUAGAAUGUAAAUUAAUAUCGAGUGCAAUUUUUAUUCAGUAUCCGUAUUGCAAAAGAAACAGUUUAUCCUUCAGUAAUGGGAUCGAAUAUUUUCUCAAUUAAAUUUUCCUGGCGGCAUACACAAUUUGACGCGCUCACCUAUGGGCGGAUUUCAACCGGCAGCCGUCGUCGGCUCGACGUUUCAUCCUCUCAAGACCGUCUCUCCUUCUCGCGAGGUAUUUUCUACCUGCGAUCAUGACAGAAAAUUUGGGCGCCGCCCGUGAUUCAGUCACCGUCACGCCCGAUGACUAAUUCCGUUAUUUCCAUUGAGUAAUUCCUCUCCCGGCCGGCCGGGAGAACCGAAGGAAUUCUCUCGUUCUCGUCGAGAAAUGCAGCGAGGAGACGGCCAAAAAGAAACGCGCCGCGCCGCCGGCGGAGAGAGAAAGAGAGAGAGAGAGAGAGAGAGAGAGAGAGAGAGAGAGAGCCGACCGGCGUUAUUAAGCCGAUUGAUUAUAGAGUAUCGAUCGGGAGAUUUUUCACGGAUACGUACUUUGACGGGCGCGCGGUGCACUUAUGUCAGAUCUCGACCGAACUCGCGGCCGACAAUGAGAAAGCCGCCGCCGCACUUGCGCGAUCCACGGUAAUACCACGGUAUUUGCACACUCGGUGACCUUGGAGGUAUCCGUACCGCCCUGCCCGAGCCUUGAACUUGUACGCCGAAGAAUCUCGCGCGAACUUGGCGACGGUCCAAGUCGAUCUGCUAAUGUCCAUUUUCCAUCAAUGCCGAUUAACUUUGAUCUCUCGAUUUAAAUUUACUCUUUAUCCCUUUCCUGUUUUUAUACCUAGAGAAAGAUGAAGAGUAAAUUAAAUCGAGAUUAAGGUUGAUCUACGUUGUUUGAAGUAGAGAUUACAGUCUGCAUUCUGAAUGCAAAUUAGAGACUCGCGUUUCUUUGUUUUCUUAUCUAAUUUUUAUUAUGCUAAAAACGACCGCAUCUGAAUCCGCAGGAUACUUACAGUUACGAUCGAUCAAACAUUCGGCGCAUUUACCGAUCUCGAUUGCCUAGUCGUAAAGAAAAGACAUGUAAUUUGAUUAAAAGGAUAACUAGGAUUAUUUACAGAUAAGCUAAUUUUUUUUCAAUAAUUUUAAAAUGUCCAAAAAAAUAUAUUUACAAGAUGGCCACUAAAUAAAGCAGUUUUGAACUAUAACAAAAAAAUUAAUAUAUUUUAAUUUCCAUGCCAACUGUAUUAAAUACUGAACAUUUGUAGAUUGAUAAAUUUAUUCUUUUGGUUUUAUUAAAUGUCUAGAUUUCAGCCAAUGCGGGCUCAGACACGAAUUUUUAUGACUGCUACAAUUUUUAUUAUUUUUACUCGCACAAAAUUUAAUUAUAAUUAAACCAUGUAUUAUUAUGUGUACAAAGUUUAAAAUAAACAGUUUGCAUAGUUUCCCAAGAAGAAUUCACAUGAAAAUAGUUUUUUUUCUAGUCUCGAAACAAUAAUGUUUGCCUAAGAGCAUCAUUUAUAGUUUAUAAUUCUUCCUUGAUAUAACAAAUCGUUCAAAUUAUGAAUUUAAUAAUACAGGUUUAACAGCGACAUUUUAUAUUAAAGAUUUCCUUGAUCUUCCCUGCAACAUCUUUUUUUUCAAUAUAAAGCUGUCAUUUAAUAUCACGGUAAAGAGUGUCAUUGUGUAAGUCAUCUAAAAAUACUUUCUGCAAGCAAUUUUUGACGAAUCGAUAAAGAUCAAACGAUUAAAUUAACAAUCCGGGCGUAUUGAGCAUUUUCUUUUACAAUGCGUUAUUAUUGUUUGAUCGCCACUCACGACGUCGUAAUAAAAGUUCCGUUACUACCUCGAUGUUCCGUGAUGGCGAAUGUACAUUAUUGUCCGUCGUGCCUCGCGGGGAUGAACAUUAUCGUCGCAGUAAGCAAUGCGGUAUCGACGCUAUGUCCAUUUCGAUCGAAAGAUACGUGUGCGACGCAUCCUGUUAUGCGCGAUAAUUUUUUUUUUUUUUUCACUGCCUUUCGCGUGGUCGAAGGCAAGAUUUGAUCUAUAUGCACGUUACUCAUUUCCGGGUGCGUGCUUUGGGCCAUUAGAACAAGCUAAAUAUCCCUUUCAAGAGAAACUGGUUGAGAAAAAUCACUUUGUAGAUCUCAAUGUUUUGAUUAAUCUCACAAAUUCAUCAACACGCCUAGAUAAAAUAUCUAAAUGAAUUUGAACACAAAAUUAGUUUUAGUAAUAUCGAAGUCCUUUUGUUAAAGGCUUAUUUUGUUAAAAAUAGGAACAGAAAAAUUAACUUCUGAAACUUUUUAUUAAAGCAAAAUUAAGAUAUGGAAUUUUAAAAAUAGAAAUUUAGUUGCUACUGCAAUAUGUAAUAUGUAAAUAAAAAAUAUAUGUAUUAAUAUUAAUAUAAAUAAUUAUAUCUCUAGCAAAUAUUCUAUUCUCAAAUUGUAACCGGUAAUAAAACACUUAUCUAUUUUUGUUCAAUUUAUGGCAAUAUGUUAUUCUAUCUUUUUCAACUCCAUACGACGUUUCUUUCGUAACACAUGUUCCCCCCCCCCCUCGACAAUGAGCAGGCUGUUAAAACAAUCUGCCUCGAAUACUUGUGUCUCGUAAAAACCGUUUAAUAGAAUUGAAGAGUAAGAGUGGAGUACGGCGCAGCGCCCUGAGCGGCUCCGCUUAGGAAUUCCUCACCGGGCGAAUACAUCCUUAUCGCGGCUCGUCUUUCACGAGGUGGUAUACCCUUCGGCGGAGGUUAUCUGUGGGGGCCGUCAGGUGAAAGGUGGAGUCACGGGUGACGAGCCUCGGUAGGCCCCCGUCGACGGUAGAUGAGGUAGGGGGUUCCCCCCCUCGGGAUCCUACGGCACGCAUGUACCCCCCGGUAACGUUGGACCCCCACUUGCGGCCGGCCGGUGCGCGAUCGGCGAAGACCAUCGUCAAGCCGCCUACAGUUGUAGUCGGUGCACCACUCCGCGAGUACGCGACACUCCGCACGCGCGCGCGGCGGACACCCCGCGACAAUCGAGCGCCGGUACUCGAGGAGGUACCAGACUACCAGCGGACGAGGCCGUUCGCAGAACCGGGCAACCGGCACACAAGUUACGAUACGAAUCGGUAAAGUGAGUGAGGACUCGAAAUCUCGCGAAAUCCGCGAUCUUAUACGGUAUCCUCGAGUUAAUGCAUUAGUGAAUUGGAUAUCCGGAUGUACUCGAAUCUCUCCCCGGUAAGGGAGUACCGCGACGAGAAGUACCGGUCACCAGGUCCAUGUUUCACGUGCGAUAGCAGUACGGACACUUCGCGCCACGAGUACGCGUACUCGAUAAUAGGAAAGACUCCAAAUUCUGGAGUCACGUCUGGUGUAUUCAUUGAUGAAUAUCUCGAACAUCGACAGGAUCAAAAGAUCCACUAUUGUCGCUUGAAAUCCACAUCCUGCUGUUUGAAUCGCGGAACUUUCGAUGCGACUACUGGUCUGCGAAUAACCUGCGGAUACUGAUAUUCACUACCUGACAAAACGAAUUUUUUAAUCUCUUCGAAGAUCGGCAGAAUAUCUUUAUUUUUUAAUCGAUUAAAAUCGGAGAAAGAAGAGAUACUUUACAGCAGGAAAAUACACCGAUCGCUCGAGCCACCGUUGCAGAUCCUUCGCGUCGUCGGUAAUUUCGUCCCGCGAGAUCGGCGAGAAUCAAUCGCCGGAGAACCUGAAAACGUGAAUCGACCGACCAACCAGCGAAGUCGAGCACCUUGGAUAGAGAUCCAAGCCGCAGCGCGGAAGGCGGACAGCUGGAGAGGAACGCUCAUAUCUUUUGCGAAAGAGGGGGACGCCCUUACAUGCGCCGUCGUCGUGCCGUCGUCAGUACGAAUCGCACGCGAGCGAAACGCCCCGCCGGCAGUACACGUGCGCUACGACGUGCGGCGUACGACGUCGCGACGGCUGACGACGACGCUUCCGUCCCGUCGUCGCCACAGCUCGUCGCAUCGCGAGCGCAGCGAUAAAUGUGCCGGCGUUGCCGCGGAUGACAUCCCGGCCGUUCUCCAAAAUGACGAUCACCUGGAUCACCCUGCUGGCCCUCGGCGUCGCCUGUCACGGUGUUCCCGUUGCCAACGACACUGUUGACACGACUACGAUAGUAGAGGAUAUCGGAAAUGCCUCGGAGCCGAUGGCCGUCUCCUCCGAAGCGGAGGGUCACUCCAUGGACGACAUAAUGCCGGGGACGAAGCCGUCGCCGAUCGCCGUGGUGUUCGUCGACAUCCCGGAGCACACGGAAACGGAACUGGGCUCGUCCGUGCUCUUGGCAUGCCGGACCGCCAAUCCUGUGGCCGAGUGCCAGUGGUCCUGGCAGCCGCUCCCGCCGGUUCACCUCCCGCUUCCGGACGUCGGUGAAAGCCCGUCGGUUUCUACGACCACGGCGAUCCCAACGAUCGCGACCACGGCAACUCCCACGACUCACCCGCUGCCCGUGCGACAGUUUCCCGCGUUCGGGAACAACAGCAACGAUUGCUCCGUGAGAUUCUCCAGCACCAAGCACGAGCAGACAGGAUACUGGACCUGCGCGGCGAGAGCCUCGACGAGCGAUCCUUUCACCAGCACCGAGCCUGCCAAGCUCAGCAUCGUCAAUGCUAAUCACGGCAUUCUCAUCACGUUCGCGAAGUACGAGAAUGUCGUUGAAGUGCCGGCGGGAUCCUCGGCGCAGAUAAUGUGCCAGACGAAGUCGCCGGUGCGCGAAUGCCAGUGGUCCUGGCGGCAGCUGAACCAGUCGCAACCCUGGAACCUCGACGUGAAAUCGUUUCCAGCCUUUGGUAAUGACAGCACGGAAUGCAGUAUCAAGUUCAAGAACGUUCUGCCGGAGCAGGAAGGCUACUGGACCUGCGGUGCGCGAGUAGACCCGAAUUCCUCGUUCACCCAGGCGACCCCCGUUCGUUUUCUCAUAUCAGAAGUCGAGUUCGUGCAGUUGUCGCGCGGCGUGCAGGUUGCGGCCGGCGAAUCGGUCUUCCUACGGUGCCUGGCGAACAAGCCGGUGGUACAGUGCGAGUGGUCGUGGAGGGCGUCGAACUCGAGCAAGGAACCGCUGCUGGUGAAGAAGUUCAGCCCAAACAAGGACGCCGAACACGACUGUUCCAUGCGGUUCAAGAACAUACUGUACGAGGAGGAGGGUCUGUGGACCUGCGGGGUGCGCUUGACGCCCGACGGUAUCCUGCACACGGCGCCCGCGGCGACUGUCAGCCUCCUGCCUACAGCUAAGGUGAGCUUCGUCGAAGUGCCGACCGAUACGGCGGUGCCGGUAGGCACGGAGGCCACGCUAAAGUGCAUCACCAGCAGCCGCGUGGAAAAAUGCGUGUGGAUCUGGAAGCCGCUGCACGGCAGCGAUUCGGAGGUCGUCCUGAAUGAAUUCCCGAGCAAAGGUGAUCUUGGUCGCGACUGCUCGCUCACCCUUCCUCACGUAUACGCGGAGAAGCAGGGUCACUGGAGUUGUCAGGUUUCCAUCGCGUCGCUCAAUACCGUUCUGACGUCACCGUCCGCGAAACUCACCAUCUACGAGCAAGAUGAAGUGAAGUUCUCGGAGCUGUCGCAGGAUAUCCAAAUCUCCUCCGGAGGCAGCGUUCUGCUGCGCUGCGUGACAUCCUCGGUGGUGGAGCAGUGCCGGUGGUCGCUCACCCCAGUCAACUCCAACACCACCGUGGUGGUGAAGCAGUUCCCGGCGGCCGGAAACGAGGCCCGCGACUGCAGCGUCCGCCUGAGCCACGCACUCUCCGAGCAGGAGGGCCUGUGGACCUGCGGCGCUAAGAAACACGGACGGCAGAAUUACACGGAUGCGCCGCCCGCGAAGCUGAGCCUCCUCGAGCCAGAGCCUGUCACUAUCGCAGUUUGGGCUGCGCCUUACAAAAUGGUCACUCUUGCGUGUAGAGCCGGGGCUAUGUCAACGAAGGCCAAAUGCCACUGGAUCCACGGGCCAAAAGUUCACGUAUAUCAGAACUCUAGCAGGCAACUUUCAAAAAAAGCGAGGCACAGCGUGCAAAUGGAUUAUACCACCGGCAUAUGCAAGCUGAUCUUCAAACCGGAUCAUUCCGAUCUAGGACAGUGGACUUGCAGAUUUACCGUCCACAGUGACAACACCGACAUCGAAAUAGGAAGCGCGACACUCGUUCUGCUGAACACUUUAGCAGAUGAUAAAAUAGGAUGGAUCGUGGGAACCUUGACGGCCGUGGUCCUAUUCCUGAUGAUAAUAGUCGUGGUGCUAGUGGUGUGUAAGGCGCGAAUUUUUAUCUGUAAGACACCCGAGGUCUUGGAAACUUUACCUGCCAGCAAAAGGAAGCAGACUGCACGAUCAUGCGGCGAAAAGUAUACCGAGAAUCAGGGGAAAGUCAAUUUUCAAUUCGUUGAAGACAGCAGUCACGCAUCGAGUCUCGAGAGCGUUCUACCUAACAGAAGUCCGUGUGUGAAGAAGACUCAAAAAAUACCGUCCAAAAAAUAUGAAAAUGUUGGAUUAUAACAAAGUAGUUAUCAACGUCUUGAUUAGAGAAACAAAAGGACAUUUUAUAAAAAUUGUACACACACGUCGAUAUUUUUUAUGUGUAUACAACCUCCUUAACAAUCGUAAUAAAUUUAUAUAAAUAUAAUUGUACAAUAUAUAUAAUUAGCACAAUACGAUUAUGUAUUCCCACAAUUUAUACUGCAUAAUUAGCAUAUAAUUUAUAAUUAACAUAUAAGCCAAUAAUUAUAUGAAAACAGUAAAAGAAAUGAAGCCAAAAGACUAUUUGCCCCGAAAGCAGAUGUACAUGCUUCUUCUUUCAAAAAAGUUAUAAUGCAUAUAAUGUAAAGGUCAUAUACUCCCAUUUGAUUGUUGAAAAUUAAUACGAUUUUAUAAUCUGAUUUGAAAAUGUUGCCAAUUAAUAUUCUGUAUCAAAAAGUUUUACAAUUUAAGAAAACAUUAAAAUCCUUGCAUUUUUUAAAUAAACAAAAUGGCUAAAGCUUUUGUAAUAAUAAAAAUAUAAAGAAAAAUUAAAUGUUUAUGAAAUAUUAAAAUAAAAUGGAAUAUUACGUAAUAAAAUAUGAGUAGUAAUGUUCGAUUUAAACAUGAAAGAAAUAAUGAUUUUAAACUCAUUUUGUUGAAAUACGCGUGAUAAUUUUUAUAAAUAUUUAACAAGAAAAUAAAAAUGCAUAUUUAUUUUAAAGUGGCAUUUUUGCUUCAUCAUAUAGAACUGAUCAAAUAUUUAUUUUCA